Molecule: messenger RNA, 154 nt
Organism: Closterium sp. Naga37s-1
Lineage: Eukaryota; Viridiplantae; Streptophyta; Zygnematophyceae; Desmidiales; Closteriaceae
Source: the annotation of a GenBank genome assembly
UGCUGCUCUCGCUCGCCUGCAGCACCAUCGCCGGCCGCCAUCUGCUCCAGUUUGGAACCGUCAUCACCACCGCCAUCAAACGCUACGAAGCGUGGUCAACGGUUUCCUCGAGCACUGGUGUCCUGACUGGCUCGUCUUCCCUGCGUGCUGACGU